CUCUAUGGUUGAACCGUGUUUAGACGUCAGAGUAGAAACUUCCGACUGCAAGUAAACGCCUCACUUUUCAGCCAGUCAGAGCUGUUCUUCAUCGUCACGGGGAAACGAGAGGAGCGUCCUUAGAGAUGGUGUUUCCGUCAACUUUCGCGUCGUUUUUCCAAUGUAUUCAAGCAACGGAUAGAUUCAGGCUUUGAAGCCUAGUCGCCAUUUCCACGGGGGCCAAUGAGAAACCGUUUAAAGUUCGGGAGGUAAAUCGAAGUCACGAGCUAGCUCGUCUUUAAUGCUAAGCUAACGCCAUGCUAACUCGGAGUUUAGCUAUUACUAUGUCGUUAAGCGGUGAUUCUACCAUCUAAUCAGUAACCAUGACGGCUGUCAUCGGAGACCAGCUCAUCCUUGAAGAGGAGUACGAUGAAAACUUUAUACCCUCCGAUAAAGAGAUUCACGAGUACGCCAGAGAGAUCGGCAUUGAUCCUGACAAGGAGCCAGAGCUGCUGUGGUUGGCCAAGGAGGGCAUCAAGGCUCCUUUACCUCCAGAGUGGAAACCUUGCCAGGAUGUCACGGGAGACAUCUACUAUUUCAACUUCUCCACGGGUCAGUCCACCUGGGAUCACCCCUGCGAUGAGCACUACCGCCAGCUGGUGAUCCAGGAGCGCGAGCGGGGCCCGGUCCCGGCCGCCGCCACCGCUGAGGGUCUCGGGGCCAAGAAGGAGAAGAAGAAGAAGAAAGAGAAGAAGGAGAAAAAAGAGAAGAAGAAGAACGCACCACUGAAAACUUUAGGGACCCUCAGCUCAUCUUUGGGACCACUUGUACCGCCUCUUGUUGGUUUGGCCCCCCUGAGGAGUCUGGAGGGCCCUGGCGUAAGCCGGCCUUUUGGAUCCUCACUCCAAGGGUCCCUCGGCAGCUCUGGGGGGUUGGAACCCCUCAAAACAGCAGUUCGGGGUCCUCAAAGCUUCAGCUUGUCCGGCAUUUUGGGCAGCAGGCAGGAGGAGAGGUCGUCUCCUGCUCUGUCUGCUGUAGACGAUGGAGACAAAGACAAGCUCUCCGAAAAAGAACUGAGUGAAUCAGACGGACCACUGAAGAACCUCCACCUGAACCUGGCUUCUCUUGGAGGAGGUCUGCAGUAUGAGGACAGUGAAGGCAGCGCUGCAGCUCCAGCUGAAGAGAGGACAGAGCCAGAACUGCAGGACCUGGUGCAGUCUGGGGACCACAGCCCUGAACUGCCCUCCCAGCAUGACUCCGAAAAGGGCCCCGGCAUCGGCCUCUCUGACAGGGCGGGCAGCGAACAGGGGGCCGGUGCUGCCACGCCCACUUCUGAACAGGAAGAGGAGGCUGGGGGGGCGGAGGAGGGACAGGAAGGAGCGAUAGGACGGGUUCUGAAAGAACAGGGAGGUGAUGAAAAAGACAGAAAGGGAGGAGAGGAGGAGGAAGAAAUAGAUAAGAGUGGAAGUAAAGAUGAGGAAAGAAAGAGCAGCGAGAUUGAGGACGACUGCUGCGUUGAUGAAGAAAUUGAUGGACGAAGAUGUGAGACGAGAGAAAGUGCGAAUCUAAAGAGUAGACGGGAGAGUGAUGGAGGAGAGAAAAGUGUCAGUGGUGAAGCCAGGAGGAAAGUUAGCAGGGACAAAUCCAUGGAAAGCAGUGAGGAAGUUGUGGAGAAAUUCCUACAAAGCGAUAGAGAAAUUGGGAGUGAGAGGAGUAAGACCAGGAGGAGUGCUUCUAGUGAGCAAGAGGAGGUGGUGAUGGUGAACAACAGAGAGCAGGAGGAGACUGGGAGUCAAGAAAAGCCUCCCCCGUCUCCUGAGGAGGAGUUAGAAAGAUGUGGAGGAGAGGAAACCCUGCAGGAGGACGUGGAAAUAGAAGAGGAAUCAGGGGAUCUCAAAGGAGCAUCAGAGAGCGAGGAGGAAGUUGUUGAGGUUUUCAGCGCAGGGCCUCCCCACCAUCAACCCGCUGAGCUAGAGCAGGAAAGAUGUAACCGAGAGAGUCUUGGUGGCGUGGAGACACGGAGGUCCUCCCUUCCUGUGGAGGAGUCUGAGACCAGCAAGAACAUUGAGGAGGCUCAAUCCUCCCUGGAUAUCAAGAAGCUGUCACAGAAGGUUCUGGACAUCAGUGACCUGUCUGGAACCGUGAGCCCCCUGGAGAGAGAGGAAAGAGGAGGAACAGGAGAAGAGGAGGGCAGAGGAGGAGCAACCGACAGCCGGCCCAUUCUGUCCAGAGACGAAGAGCCUCCCUUCCAGAAAGUGGACCGGCUCGUCCUCCAUCAGUCCAGCCCAACCCCCUCUCAGUCCCCCCUGUCGGAGCACCACGACCUCCAUCACCAGAACGCACAGAGCCUCUUCGCAUCUCUGCCUCUGCAGAGGCCCGAAACGUCUCGAGGUCGCCCGGUCCGGAAUAUAGAGGAUGAAAAGGAGGAGAGCACGUUCAAAAAGCAAGAGAGCCAUGAAGAGGAGGAGCCACGGAGGAGCCUGGAAAAGGAGGAGGACUGCAAGAUGACAGAGAGAAGAGAGACCAGCUAUAGAGGGAGGAAAGAGUCUGAGAGGGGAAGGAGGGAGGCUGAGCGAGCCGUAGAGGAGGAGAAGGAGCACAUGUUAAAGGAGGAAGAGAAGAGGACGCGUCUCCUCCAGGAGGAACUAGCCAGAGAAGAGCAGAAAGAGGAGAUGAAGCUGAGGGUGGAGAGUGAGGAAAGGUUGAGGACUCUGCAGCAGCAGCUCCUGUCCCAAAGGAGAGAAGAGGAGGCCAGGCUGAAAGAGGAGACCGACCGAACACUGGAGGAGCUCAGGAAGGAGCGGGAGAAGCAGGAGCAGAAACUCAAGGAGGAGAGUGAAGCCACGCUGAAGGAGCUCCGUGUUGCUCUGGAGGAGGAGCGAGCUGCAGCGCGGGAGAAGCUGGAGGCCCAGAAGAAGCAGGACAUGGAGCGUUUGAAGCUGGAGGCAGAGGAGGAGCUGCAGGCGGAGAAGUCCCGACUCCGGAGGGAGGCGGAGGAGAAAGUGAAAGCUUUACAACAGGAGGUGUGCAGCACAGAGCGGAGGAGGACGCUGAUGAUGAGUCCUCGGCCCGAGCAGCAGCUGGCAGAGUACCACCGAGAGCUGGCUGAUGUGCUGCAGGAAGUGCGAGAUGAAGUGCAGCGGGAACACGAGAGGAAGCUGGAGCAGCUGAAGGACGAACACCGCCGGGAGACGAACCGCAUCAGAGAGAAGUAUCUAGACGAGGAGAACGCUCUGCGGGACACCCUACAGUCUACACUGCAGGAGAACAGGGAGCGUCUCCAGACCUCCCACGCCGUCCAGCUGGAGAAGCUCCGCCUCCAGCUCGAUACGCAGAUGCAGAAGAUUCAGCUGACGAACUCGCGCAAGGAGUCUGAACUGGGAGAGCUGUCAGAUCGUUUGGAGCAAAGAGAGAAGGAGCUCAGAAGCCAGGAGGUCCUUCUGCAGACCAAGGCAGCAGACCUGAAGAGAAGGAGAAAACAGCUGGAAGAAGAGGAGGAGCACGUAGACCGCCAGAUCGAGACCUUACCCCGCCUGAUCCGCGAGCGGGACCAGCUGAAGGAGGAGCUGCAGAGGAUGAAGGAGCAGACGGCCCAAGCCCGGGAGCUCAUCCACAGACUCAGGGAGGAGAGGAACCAGGGCAGGGAGGAGGAGGACAAGCUCAGGGGGGAGAGAGACAAAGCCAGGGAGGAGAGCAGGAGAGCCAAGGAGGACAAGGAGCGACUGGAGGGCAAGGUGGCACUGCUGGAGGAAAGGUGCAGCCGGCUGAGUCGCCGAGUCAGUGAACUGGAAAGGUUUGAAGCAGCGAGUGCUUCUUCUAAACCAGAGUCAAACAAAAGGAAGGCAGCAGCGCCCUCUAGUGACGGGACAGUGGGACCUGAGGAGGACCCUCCUCUCUCUCCGGUGCCGGACAGCACCAGCAGCAUGGACGAGGUGCGGCAGUACAUCUCCUCUCAUGGAGCGUCCAUCCAAAAAACCAAACUGUUCCUGGAGAAGGAGAGCAGCCGGCUGCAGGAGAAACAGGCAGCUCUGCAGGCAGCCCAGGCCAGCUCCUCUCAGGAGGUGAUGAGAACCCUUCAGCAGGAGGCCAGAGCGGUGGAGGAGCUGCAGCGCACGGUCCAGACAGGAAACUCACUGCUGCGCAGGAAGGAGGAGCAGCUUCAGCAGCUGGAGAACUCUAUGAGUGAGGAGCCAGCGCUCGAGGAUUUGUCUCGCAUCCCCGGAGAGAGGAAGGUCACCUUCGAUGUGACGGAGUCAGACCUCAGCAGCAGCGUGGGGCCGUUAGACGGGACAGGACAUCCCACCGUCCCAGCCAAAGUCCAGGAAUUAGCCGAGUCCCUGCAGCAGAUCUCAGGCCAGCUCAACUCGGUUCUGAGCGCGCUGGGUUCACUGGCUCGUGGUCAGAGCAGCACUCCCUAUGCCGCCUUCCCCAUGCCCCACCCCCACUCCGCUCCCUCUUUAGUGCCAUUCAACCCUCAUACGCUAACAUCCAGCUCCUUAGCUCCGCCUCCUCCUGUGGGCCUCCCAGAUUCACUCCGGACCUGGACCCCUCAGGGCAGCUCUACAGCCACCCAUCUCUUCAGCACUCCCAUCUCCGCCGGCCUGAGACCCUCUGAGGAUCUCACUCACAGCCAAUGGGUCCCGAAGUUCUCCGGAAGUGAACCUCUCACGUCCAGCACCACCAGAACCUCCUCUGUGUACCCAUCAUACACUCCCACAAGCGUGUCCAUGCAGAGACCUGUGGAGCUGGACGGACAGAAGCUUCAGGGCCUGAUUGACAGCAAUAAGAGAUGGUUGAAGCUGCGCAAGCAGGACAACAGCAUACCUCUGUUCACUCGAUACGCGACUCCCUCCUCCACGAGCGGCCUGGUCCAGCUGGGCCUGGACGAUUCCAACCAUGUCCGGGUUUAUCAUUAUUAGGAACAGUGUGUGGGUCCGUGCAGGUGCGGUGGACAGGUACGCCUCUUACCGUGAGGCUCUCAGGUCCUUUACAGCAAAAACUUCAGAUGGAGCUCCACUGCACACGGUUGGACUGUUUUACUAAUCGCACUCUGUGACCAGAUUUGUCUUUAUGUGCUUUACAGCUGUGCUGGGUCCAAGUCUGUGUCACAUCAGGUACAGUUGUUUUUAGUAAUGCACUUGUGUGAACUUUUCAGACAUUUUUAGAAGCAUUGAAUUUUUAAGCCAAAACAGGAAUUUGUAUGUCUCGUUUUUUUCACUCACUGUUCGGCCAACCCGUUUUUUAAUGGUUUUUCACUCGAAUCGAUGUUUACAUGACGGUAAUAUUGAGCUGUCGACUUUGAAAGUUGUUCUUCAGUGCAUGUAUCUGUAAAAAUGUAUUUUUCUAUGAAUCCUGUUAAUAAAUUCUCUGUGAAGUAGUCUAUUA
This is a messenger RNA of Oryzias melastigma (Indian medaka), 5364 nucleotides long. RefSeq names its product centrosomal protein of 164 kDa. The record is from RefSeq and is a predicted model, not a curated record. The transcript has 28 exons. Gene Ontology annotation, molecular function: protein binding. Lineage: Eukaryota; Metazoa; Chordata; Actinopteri; Beloniformes; Adrianichthyidae. The coding region runs from base 363 to 4898 and encodes 1511 amino acids.